Molecule: messenger RNA, 2562 nt
Organism: Tachysurus fulvidraco (yellow catfish)
Lineage: Eukaryota; Metazoa; Chordata; Actinopteri; Siluriformes; Bagridae
Product: MORC family CW-type zinc finger protein 3-like
Exons: 11
Coding region: 151-1605 (484 amino acids)
Biological process (GO): regulation of apoptotic process
Cellular component (GO): PML body; nucleus
Molecular function (GO): ATP hydrolysis activity
Source: RefSeq, a predicted model, not a curated record
AACAGAGCAUUCAAUUUACAAAAUCCAGCUCUGGGGACCAGCAGAUUGACAAAGGGCAGGACCUGCAGGUCAUGGAGGCAAUGAAGCAGCUCGAAGAUAAGCUACGAGAGCUAAAAAAAAGUGCUGAAGAUCGAGGAAUUGGACACAAAGAUGGAUAGUCUAGAAUAUGAGAAGUGGACAAACGACUGUGAGAGCUUGCAGAAAUGUUUAGAAGAAAAUAAGAUAAAACGUGAAAAGGUGGAGGUUACAACAGAAGAUUGUGUAGCACCUUCGAGAGAAGCCUCCAACCCAGGAAGAGGAAAAGAUUCCCAGUGGAUAAGGAAGAAUGAGGCACAGGACAGAUCAGAAAGGUUUAGAGAACUCAGACAAAGAAUGACACGUAUCUUGGCCACCUUUGUUCUAGCCCCGGACCUUGAGAAGAUUAUCGAUCAGAUUCUUACUCAGGAUAUAGAUGAGAUGUCCUCUACAGAUUUAUUAUUUGGAGCAGACAGUCGCUCGAAAUCUACACAGCACUGUCACACCAAACAUCACUCAGCAGCCACAGAUCCUGAAUUAGUUCAACACUGUACUAACAGUAGUGCAUACAGGUUUCUGUGCUCUCAUGCUGGUGUGUUUUUCUGUAAAAUGACCAACAUUUCUUUUGAGAUGAAAGGGAGUGGAGAAGUGCUGUACACAGUAGUGUCCUGGGAUGACAAUCAGUUGCUUGGCAUGGACCAGUUCAUGCCUGCAGGGCCCCUGUAUAACAUUAACUGCUCCGAAGAUUCAAUUCGUUAUCUGCACCUUCCACACUGUGAGAUACCUACUGAUAAAAAUGAGUUUGAACUGGCUGUGGCACAUUUCAGUGAGGGUAAUGUUGAGAUCAUUCAGCCCCUGAAUAUAACAAGCACACAUGUUAUUUUUGAAGUUCAUGGUCUCUCCAACUUUGGCCUGUUGAUAAAAAGGUUGUUCUUUGAAAAGCCUAUCAGUGGCCAAGUCCUCCUCUUCUACAAUGAAAAGCGCAAAAAUCUGCACAUUCAUUUGUUGCCAGGAAAUGUGUCAAUCGAAGAGGUACGGAAAUUAAAUCAGUGCAACACCUACAUUCAGUGCAGCUCCCUAUGUAAGCUGACCCGUGGUAAAAAAUACAGACCAAUCUGUGAGCCUUAUUCUUACCAGCCAAAGGUUGAGACAUUUGAAGGUCACUAUGGUCCAAACUAUCACCCCACAUUUGAGGUGAUCCUUAAUACCAAGGUUGACCUCACAUUGGGUCUGUUGGAUGAAAGUGGCCAGGACGUGUGGGAACCUCGUCACAUCUUUCUUACAGCUGAGAGUAAAGAAGCAGGUCCAGCAGAUAAAGGUGCUGAAUUUGUAGAUAAACACAGAAACACACUCAUACAGAGAGUUCUUCCGGUAAUGGAAAUAGCAGACACUCUACUUACCAAGAAACUCAUCAGAGAUGAACUGUAUAAUGAUAUUAAGGAGGCAACAACACCACAGAAAAAAAUGAGGAUACUGUACAGUUGUCUUGACUCAGGAGGAAAAGCUGUGAAAGCAGAAUUCUAUAAAAUCCUUAAGCAGAAGCAGCCUGAAAUAGUGAAUGAGCUGGAUCCUAGAUCAAAUUAUGCAUAGAUGAUCAAAGAAGACUUUUACAUGACCUGAAAUGUGAAUGUAAAAGUUAAGACUCAGGUAGUGAUUUAUACAAGCACAUACUCAUUUUGUUAAUUUUGCUGGAAGAAUUCUACAGAACACAAGGAAAUCUUUAUUGAUUUAUAUAAUGGAUGCACAUCAUAUAUAUUUUAUACCAUUUUAUAUAAAAAUUAGCUAUUCAAAUAUUUUGACAAAACCUUUCCUUUAAUUUGUUUUUUGUACUUUUUUUUGUGCUUAAAAUGAAAUGUGUUGAAAGUAAAUUGGCAUACGCACACACCCUAUUGCAUGCCCAUGCUGGAAGAAAAGGCAUAAACAAUUAAAGUACUAUGUCAUAUAACAAGUCUCUCUUUUUUCCACUUUAGUAGAUUUCCUGGUAGUGAAAUACAUUAAUAUAAAUAUAAUAUAUAUUAUAAUAUUAAUAUAAAUUAAUGUGGUUUGGUCAUUUUUAACUUCAUAUCUCAACAUCUUUGGAAGAGAGUUUUGGUGUCUACUACUGUUCCUAGAAAACUUUUAUUUAAAUAUUGAUUUUGUAUUCAUAAUGAACUUACCCAAUCCAGAUAUUUAAGAUUUUAUAUAAUAUUUUUUUAAGAUGUGUUGUAUUAAGGUUGUCUAUGAUCUCAGUUAGAACUAGGGACCAGUUUUGACCUUUUGUCAGAAAUGAAACAGAAAGUGUAGAGCUGUAGGCUUUAAGCUACUGUGCAGAAAUCUACACAGACGGAGCACAGAGCUGUACACGAUAACUGAAUGUCCAUUUAGAAUCCUUUGUAGUGAACCCAAACAAAAAGGAGUCUCCUACUGCUUCAUAUGAAGCUAUAUACUAUAGAUACAUGACAUAAGUAUAACUAGAAUUUACUCUAACCACUGUUGUGGAAUAUACUGUAAUCCUCAGAGGCUUUGUAAACAAUGAAGAAUUUUUAUUAAACAACCAAAUGAAUUUUA